Molecule: messenger RNA, 1082 nt
Organism: Postia placenta MAD-698-R-SB12
Lineage: Eukaryota; Fungi; Basidiomycota; Agaricomycetes; Polyporales; Adustoporiaceae
Exons: 9
Coding region: 32-850 (272 amino acids)
Biological process (GO): ubiquitin-dependent protein catabolic process
Cellular component (GO): proteasome core complex; proteasome core complex, alpha-subunit complex; nucleus
Source: RefSeq, a predicted model, not a curated record
GCCUCCUUGUCCAGCUUAACCAUUCGCCGCAAUGUCCAGGUCCUAUGAUCGCGCCCUCACCGUCUUCUCCCCCGAUGGGCACUUGUUCCAGGUCGAGUAUGCGUUAGAAGCAGUGAAGAAAGGCACAUGUGCCGUUGGCGUCCGCGGCCAGGACGUCGUGGUUCUGGGUGUCGAGAAGAAGUCAGUACUUCAGCUGCAAGACCCCCGUACAGUGCGCAAAGUUGUUAUGCUCGACGACCACAUCUGUCUCGCGUUUGCUGGUCUCAAUGCCGAUGGCCGAGUGUUGAUCGACAAGGCACGAAUAGAAUGUCAAAGCCAUCGGUUGACGGUUGAAGACCCCGUUACCGUGGAGUACAUCACCAGACACAUCGCAGGCAUUCAACAAAGAUAUACCCAGUCAGGAGGUGUGCGUCCGUUCGGAAUCUCAACCCUCAUUGUCGGAUUCGACCCCCAUGACACCCGACCACGACUCUACCAGACAGAGCCAGGAGGCAUCUACAGUGCUUGGAAGGCAAACGCCAUUGGCCGCUCUUCUAAGACUGUCCGUGAGUUCUUGGAGAAGAACCAUAAAGACGACAUGACUAGGGAUGAGACAAUCAAACUGACCAUCAAGAGCUUGCUCGAGGUCGUUCAAACUGGUGCCAAGAACAUCGAGAUAAACGUCAUGGAGAGCUACGGCAAGAUCACUGCUCUAGAUCUUCCACAGAUCGAGGCGAUCGUAGCGGAGAUCGAACGAGAGAAGGAAGCUGAGGCGGAACGCAAGCGUUCCAGACUAGCUGCGACAGCAGCUGGUCAAGCAGCUAUGUCCCAAGCGGCUCCUGGGUCAGGCGGACCAUCCGGGCAGCAGUAGAACAUUGUAUUUGUACCACCACCACAUCGUCUUUUAACGCUUUGUUGCUUCGGUUUACGCAACUUGCCAAUUUCAGGUCUCAAAAAAUAACGCAGCUUUAGGGUAUCGGACGCGAUGAAGGUCACAGCCGUCUACGCAGCCUCAAGAUAUAUCGCGAUUAACUUGGUCUCCGCAAAGCUUUUUGGUUUGUAAAUCAGAUGUAUAAUCCUAUGAAGCGGUUUGUUGUCUUGCG